UCGCAGAACGUCCCGCCGUUGCGUUUAGUUAUACCGAAAACAUAUCCCGGUGGUGAAAUCCUGGUGGACCGUGCUGCAUUAGAUUUAGAUUCGUUUUUCUUUGAUGAUUUACAAAAUGUGAUACACGAACGGUUGGCUCGCUCGGGUCUACGAACGGUGACAGAUUUUUUGGAAACAUGGGAAUCAACAGUGCGUGGCUAUUACAUGGAACAGCAGCAACUUUCACUGUUACCCAGUUCAUUUGACGAUAUAUUGCAAAAUGCGAAUUUUGAUGAAUUCUUAUCCUGA
Molecule: messenger RNA, 288 nt
Organism: Gongylonema pulchrum
Lineage: Eukaryota; Metazoa; Nematoda; Chromadorea; Rhabditida; Gongylonematidae
Source: the annotation of a GenBank genome assembly